Molecule: messenger RNA, 1086 nt
Organism: Eurypyga helias (sunbittern)
Lineage: Eukaryota; Metazoa; Chordata; Aves; Eurypygiformes; Eurypygidae
Gene: CCDC91
Product: coiled-coil domain containing 91
Exons: 10
Biological process (GO): Golgi to lysosome transport
Cellular component (GO): trans-Golgi network
Source: RefSeq, a predicted model, not a curated record
AUGGAUGACGAUGACUUUGGAGGAUUUGAGGCAGCAGAGACUUAUGAGUUUGAAAAUGGUGAAAAGCAGACCACAUCCCCUGCUAUUGCUUGGGCAGCAUUUCCUACAGUAUCUGAAGUCCAUAGAUCUCCUGACGUUCUUCUGGAGCGCUCUUUGCCUUCUUCCUGCCUGGUUCCUUCUGCAUCACUCAGUUUAUCAAGUGAUAAUGUGACAACAGCUGCUCAAAUGGCCAACAGUGUUGUGAACCCAGCUGUUCUUGAAGAACAGAUUCAAACAGAUACUCCAGUUUCCUCUUUGAAUGUAACUGAAGACAAGACUUCAGUUUCCUCAGCCGUUGGUUUGAGUGAUACUGAGACACAGAGAACAAAUGAACCGAAGAGCUACCUUCAACAAGCUGUUGCAGACUUUGAGAUCCAGCUUUGCACUGCUGAAGAAGAGAAAUUAAACAUUAAAAAGGAAUUAGAAUAUUUCCUGGAAAAACAUAGUAUUCUAGAAAUCGAUUUCUUGAAGGAAAAAAAAGAAGAAGUAAUUUCACAUCAAGAUCAUUACAAGAUGCUCCAGGAAAAGCAUAAGCAAGAGUUGGAAGACAUGAGAAAAGCUGGACAUGAAGCCAUGAGUAUUAUCGUUGAAGAAUUCAAGGCACUGCUACAAUCUACAGUUCAAAAGCAAGAAGCAGCUAUUCAAACCCAGUAUAUGCUAGCACUUGAAAAACAUUCUCACAAAUGUGAAGAACUUCUUAAUUCUCAGCAUCAGCGACUUCUCAACAUUUUGGAAGCAGAGAAGGAAGUGUUAACAGAAAAGAUAGAAGAAGCUUUAAUGCAGCAGUCGAAAAUACACAAGGAAGUCCUUGACAAAUGUUUGGAUGAAGAAAGACAAAGAAGUAAGGAGGCUGUGGCAGCUGCUGCAAAGGCUGAAAAAGAAGUCAUGCAGGAGGCUGUUCUGAAAGCAGUAGAGGAGGAGAGAAGAAAUAUGGAGAAGAUUCAUGCAGAAGAAAGAAAAAUGUGGGAAGCAGAACGUGACAGACAUAAAGAGAAUAUUGCCCAGGCUGUUUGGGAAGCCAUGCAAGAACAAAGAAAGCAUAAUCAA